Messenger RNA from Castor canadensis (American beaver), 4841 nucleotides. RefSeq names its product CREB/ATF bZIP transcription factor (gene Crebzf). Lineage: Eukaryota; Metazoa; Chordata; Mammalia; Rodentia; Castoridae. The record is from RefSeq and is a predicted model, not a curated record. Gene Ontology annotation, molecular function: DNA-binding transcription factor activity. Gene Ontology annotation, biological process: regulation of DNA-templated transcription.
AACGACCAACUUCCGGCCAGGCCGUUGUCUUGGUGGCGCGGCCGAGUCAUCGCCGGGUUUUGCCGCUCGGUUCUCCCGUUUGUCCUCCCCCCGCCCGGGCGCGGGGGGUCGACUAGCCGCGCGAGGCGGGAGGUGACUUGGACCUUCUUCCACUCUUUCAUUGCAGCCAGCGCCCUGGCCACCCGCGCCGGAGCCUGGGGUCCUGGGGACCCGCGAGGUCCGGUGUGAGGGGCCGGGCCUACGCGGGCCCGCCGCGGGGCCCCAUGAGGCAUAGCCUGACCCAGCUGCUGGCAGCCUCGGGCCGCGACUCCCCAGCCCGUAGCGACAGCCCGGCGCCGGCCGCGACCUGCUCGCUGCCCCGAGACCUACCCCGGGCGGCCGCGGGGGAGGAGACGGCGGCGGCCGCCUCGCCUGGCCGCCAGCAGCCGCUCGGCGACGAGGGCAAAGGGGAGGCGGGGAGAGGGAGCGGCGGCGGCGGCGGCGGCGGCGGCGGCGUGGCCGCGCGCGCGCCCUCGCCCGAAGAGAUGGAGGAGGAGGCGAUGGGCAGCGUCCGCGGGGAGGAGGCGGAGGACAUGGACUUUCUGUCCGGGCUGGAACUGGCGGAUCUGCUGGACCCCCGGCAGCCGGACUGGCACCUGGAUCCCGGGCACAGCUCGCCCGGGCCUCUCUCCUCGUCGGGCGGAGGCUCGGAGAGUGGCGGCCUGUGGCGAGGGGACGACGACGACGAGGCCGCGGCUGCUGAGAUGCAGCGCUUUUCCGACCUGCUGCAGAGGUUGCUCAACGGGAUCGGAGGCUGCAGCGGCAGCAGUGACAGUGGCGGCGGGGAAAAGAGGCGGAGAAAGUCCCCCGGAGGAGGAGGGGGAGGGGGAGGCGGCGGUGGAGGCAGCGGCGACAGCAGCCAGGCGGCGACCAAGAGUCCCCGGAAGGCGGCGGCGGCCGCGGCCCGGCUGAACCGGCUGAAGAAGAAGGAGUACGUGAUGGGGCUGGAGAGUCGCGUGCGGGGUCUGGCAGCCGAGAACCAGGAGCUGCGGGCCGAGAACCGGGAGCUGGGCAAACGCGUGCAAGCGCUGCAGGAGGAGAGUCGCUACCUGCGGGCCGUCCUGGCCAACGAGACUGGGCUGGCCCGCCUGCUGAGCCGGCUGAGCGGCGUGGGACUGCGGCUCACCACCUCGCUCUUCAGGGACGCGCCCGCCGGGGACCACGACUACGCCCUGCCCGUGGGGAAGCAGCCGCCGGAGCCGCGGGAAGAGGACGACGCGGCCGGAGGAGUGUGUCUGCAUGUGGACAAGGAUAAGGUGUCGGUGGAGUUCUGCUCGGCGUGCGCUCGGAAGGCGUCGUCGUCUCUUAAAAUGUAGGGUCAAGUAAUCUGCUCUUUACCCGCGUUUACCCCUUUCAACUCCCUUACACCAUGUCAAACACCUUAGUGGGACAUCUUCACUGGACACAUUUCAGAGGAGGAAAAAAAAAAGUAAUAUUGAAUCUUUUAAAGUGUUUAGCUAAAAGCAUGAAUGUGAAACUGUAACCCACUCCUAAUGAUAACCUGUGACUAUUAAAUCUCUCUGACAGUUUCUUUUUUAGGUGAUUUCCUUCCUGCCAGGCUCCGUUGUAGGGGUUACAGAACAGUCGUUCCCGCCUCACAACCUGUGGAUACAGCUGUUGGGGCAGAAGAGACGGGACCAGCUGCUGGCCACAUUUCCUGCUUUAUUUUAAAAGGUAGUAUAAGAAAUGAGGAAAAAGAGGUAAUAUCAGGGCUUCUGCUGUCUUUUAUUUUUAAAAUGUUCAUAAUUAAAUAUUUUCCAGCAAUCCAAAGAUGUAAGUUAUCUUACACAUAAGAUGUUUUAUUUUGUUGUUACUUGAUUAUGGAAAUGGAAUCCUUGUUCUUGCACAACUGUAAAUGUUUUGUUGCUAGAUAAUAUGAUUUGAGACCUAAAUUGGCCUCUGGUUUUCAGUGCAUCACAGCAUAUUUUGUAAAAUCAUCUAUUGCACUUGAGCAUGAAUGGGUAGUAGCCAAACUCACAACCUGGAGUGAUGAACCUGCUUAUACCUAAGGGCAGGAGCAAGCCCCUCACAAUGCAGCUGCAUGGAUUUUUAGUGCCUACUGAAUUACAUAUAAAUAUAUAUAUAUAGAAACCAAAAGUAGUUGGAAAAAAUUAUUUGAAAUGACUAAUUUGUGCUAUCUUUAUGAAAUAUGUUAAAUGUAGCUUUUCGAAACAGAAGCCUUGAAUUGAAAUUUAACUAAUACUUGAACAUUUUUUGUAUAUAUUUCUUUGUAUAUAAUUUUGUGCAGUACCAAUGCUAAAAAUAUGGUGUCAUAAUAAAACCAGGUUUGUUGAUCUUUCAGUUAUGGGCUCAAGGAAUUUAUUCAUCUCUCACAUGACAUUGGAAAAUAAUGGACGAAAAUAGGAAAAAUGAUUGUUGUUAAUGCUGACUAUGGGUCUUAAUCAAAAGGUUCUGGAAGCAGUAAGUUUGUUUUUCUAAAAAUUAUACCACUCCCUUGGAAUAUUUUCUUCUAACAUCAAUGCUUUUCCUGCAUUGUUUGAAGUUUGGGGCUGGGGAGAAACAGUAGACAAAGCUUUCUGAUUUGGGAUGUUUUGAAAUUCCAAGUAUAGAUUUUUAGAAUGUCAUUUUAUAAAUGGCAGUUUGGGGAAUUAUGUGAUUAAGAACUUUUUGAAAAUGGAAAGAUUAGUAUGGCCUAUUUUUAAAGCUGCUUUGUUAGGUUCCUAUGUUUUAUUAACUGUCUUUUCUUAGUUUCCAUUUCAUUAUUUCUUUUCUAGUUUUGGUGAUUUAGUAAUUUUUGUCAUUUUUUACAUCAACUCAUGGUCUUGUUUUUACAUGGUAAUUGCAUGUACUUAGGAUCUAACAGAGGCUUUAAAUAAAUUUGAUCAUAUUUAUGUGUGAGCACAUUUUACUGUAAAUGUUUGGGUUUCUGAAUUUACAACAGAUGUUUAAUUCAGUAUGUAGUAAACAGUAUCUUAAAGUGUCCUAUUCACUACUUGUUAAUUAAAAAGUUAUGAUUAAUAUAAAACUGUUGUCUUACUAUUUUUAGAAAAUUGUGUUGUGAGUGGUUAGUAUUUGGGUAAAGGAGAUUUCUGGAAUAUAAAUAGAUUGUUUUGAAGUUUUCAGGUUUGGUUCUAUUUGCUGUAAUGGUUGAAAACAAUUUAGUAUUUGGGGGACCCUUUUGGCUUCUCCCCCUCCCCCAACUGUUCCUCUAUGGUAAAAUGAUACAGAACUAAAGAUACAGCUUUUUAAUACUUUCUUUCCUUUGGUGGCAGGAAUUCAUACAUUAGUUGAACUAACACAUCAUAUUCUUCUAUUUCUAUCAUUGACUUGUUUCUGCACUUCCUUGACCAAACUUAACUAAAAAGUACACAUUUGUUAAAAUGUAGUCACACUUCUGCUAUAUCCAACAAAGUGUUCAAAAUAUUUUAAAUAUUUGUGAAUUUUAUAAUCACUAAAUUAAUCUCUCUCUCUUCUCUUUAAACAGCUUAGCAGUAUCUGCAAAAACGAAUCUUUUCCUACAACCUGUUAACUGACUGGACUGAUGGUAACAAAGUAAUUGUGGGAGCCAUGUCGGUCAAAAAUUUGGCAUCUGCUGAAAAAAAAAAAAAAAGAAUGCCAUUUUCAAGUUCCCAAAUUACUUCUAUACUGGUUUCACUUUCCAGAAAUGGAGAUAUGAAAAGAUUCUCUGGAAUGCUUGAAAGACUUAAUAGAAAUACAUGAGACACCAUUUAUACUUUUUUUUUUGUCUUUCAUGGGAGUGAUACUCAGUUCUUUGCAUACCUUUCAAAAAUUGUAACCAUUGGAGAAGAGAAGUAUAAAGUAUAGUAUUUCAUCAAGAAAUAUUAGAUUCUUUACACAAUCAAGAGCACAUUCUAUGGAAUUACAUUUAGUGAACGAGAAUUACAUAAACAGGCUACCAGUUAUCACAAAGCAUAUCAUGAGUUUGUGUUUAUUUUCUGGAAUGUAAGAGCUAAUUUGGAGAACAGACAUCUUGCUGCAUAGACUAUAAAAGUUAAUGUAAAGUCCUUAACUAUAAAGAGUAGUCUUUUUAAAUAGAUGAAUUGAUUUGUCUGUGUAUCUUUGAAAAAAUGAUAAAAUGUAUGGGUAGUUGAUUGCAAUUUAGGGUAACACUAGGAUGUAUGGAUUCUGAGGUUUUGGUUCCUUGAGCUUUCUUUUGAGUACUUGACACUAUUUAAAAAAUAUUUUGAGGUUUCUAAUGGUAUAUUAGUUUCUACUGUUUUAUAUUAAAAUUUCUCUAGUGUUAUGUAAGGGCCUUGGUAUGCUGGAUGAUGCGACUGGCUUAUUUCGUGGUUUUACUUAAUUGAAAUAUUUUUCUGGCUUAUUACAAGUAUGAAAAAAACAUUGGAAACAUUGGAUUGUUUUAUUUCGGUUUUGUGGAUUAUGUCAACAUAUUCUUUCACUUGGUCUAGAUUGAGUCAUUUUUAUCUUACUGACUCACUUGGGAAGUAAGCAGAUGAUAGAGGAAGAAGAGGGUAAGUGAUAGGUUCUUAUUUCACAGUAACUAUAUAGUUGGCUUUUGGAUGAUAUUCAAAAUUUGCUAAGCCCACUCCGUUUCUUGUUGUCUGAAUCUUAUUCGGGGCCUGUAAAGCCAGGCAGUAAAGAGCAUUCCCACUUCAGUAACUGAUGCUCCUACAGUACAGCUGGUUCCACAACCAAAGAUUUAGGCACUAAUACUUUUGGUGAUCAUAAAUGCAUACUACUUUGAUGGAAUAGAGUAUUAUAGUCAAACUUUUAAACUAAUCCAAUGAAAUUGAACAGGUAAUGAUAUUUGCAAGUAUUUCCCCCUCCACCCUACUCACUAUCAGUACAAAGUUUUAAGA